Suillus clintonianus is the source of this 2000-nucleotide messenger RNA. Its product is annotated as cytochrome P450. Gene Ontology annotation, molecular function: iron ion binding; oxidoreductase activity, acting on paired donors, with incorporation or reduction of molecular oxygen; monooxygenase activity. Lineage: Eukaryota; Fungi; Basidiomycota; Agaricomycetes; Boletales; Suillaceae. The record is from RefSeq and is a predicted model, not a curated record. The transcript is spliced from 13 exons. The coding region runs from base 246 to 1814 and encodes 522 amino acids.
CACUGACAUUAAAAUCAAGUAUGCUGGCCAAAUGAACUGCAUCCUCCAAUUCAGGUGUCCAUCAGCAUAAUUUCCUAACUCUGGGUCACUGUAAAUAUUAAUAUUAACGAGUUACGGCCAACAUCUUCUCUUGGUGGUUAGAUGAGGCCCGUGGGUCGAAUGCCAGCAUUACUUUAAUCUAUUGGUACGGGGUGCUAUGGGGUGCUUAAAAAGCUAUUCAUCACUUGACAGCACUUUGACUUACGAUGAGUUUCUUCCAAUCCUUCUUUGCGCUCAUCCCACUACAACUACCUGACCUGCGCAUCUCUGACAACACACAGCUCCUCCUCAGUGCUGUGGCUUGUUUUAGUGUCAUAGGAGUAAUUGCUCGGGCUUUCCGUCCUAAAUCAGAAAACAACCUUCCUCUCCCGCCUUCCCCACCCACAUGGAGACUUGGGGGACACUUCCGGCCACCUAGCAAACCAUUUCUCACUACAGCGGGAUGGAUCGACGAGUACGGUCCUGUGAUCACCAUUCGAUCAAGACUUGAGAAAAUUGUUAUUGUCGGUCGUUACAAAGCCGCCAUGGACAUUUUGGAGGAUCAGGGAAAAUCGACAGCUGAUCGUCCCCCAAAGAUUGCUGCUGAAAUGACUAGCGGCGGAUUGAGCAUUGCCUUUGCACCCUUUGGAGACAGGUACCGUCGGAUGCGUAGAGCACUUCAUUCUCAUCUCUCGCCUACAGCGGCUGGGGCCUAUGAGCCCCUGCAAAAGUCACACGUGAAAAACUUGAUUCUUGGCAUUCUCGAUGAGCCACACAACUUCCAGAACCAUGUGGUAACUUAUGCUGCGACGACAAUUCUGAAAGUCGCAUAUGGGAAGAAUACGCCCACGCUUGCGACUGAUCCCGAAGUCAUUGAGAUACGCAAAGUCUUCGGGAUGGUUGCUGAAGCCCUGCGCCCUGGUGCUUACCUGGUAGACUCGAUCCCGUGGCUCAGAUACCUUCCUUGGUAUGGCCGGGAUUUAAAGAUGAGGUUUCAGAGGAGCAAGAAACUUAACACUGGACAUCUGAACCGUGUGAAAGAGCAAAUGAAGAGCAACGAGGACAUCGGCCCUUCGUUCAUGAGAUAUAUGCUAGAAAAUAGCCAUCUCUAUGGUUUGACAGAGAUUGAGAUGGCCUUUCUUGCAGGUGCAUUUUUUGGAGCUGGAUCACAAACGACUUCUAUGGCAAUUUGCACGGUGCUCAUGGCAGCCGGAUGUUUCCCCGAGGAGCAAGCUAAAGUUCAGGCCGAGCUCGAUGCGGUCAUCGGAAGGCACCGAGCGCCGACCUUCGACGACCAAAAAUCCCUUCCUCGCCUACAAGCAUUCAUCUCUGAGGCUAUGAGAUGGAGACCUCUGACUUCCGGUGCAUUGGCUCACCGAACAACCAAAGACGUGAUUUGGGAAAACUAUUGUAUUCCAAGUGGGACCACUGUAUACGGCGACGUUUGGUGCAUCUCUCGAGAUCCAGAUGUCUACCCGGAGCCUGAUGCGUUCAAGCCUCAGCGCUGGAUUGACGACCAAGGUAACCUGAGAGAGGAUUUAAAAUUCUUUACUUUCGGGUUUGGUCGACGCGCAUGCCCCGGUCAACAUCUCGCGAGCAGGUCGAUGUACAUAACUACCCUCCUUAUUUUCUGGGCCUUCCAGCUCACUCUGGAUCCUACGAAGCCAUUAGAGGAUAUGGGGUUCAUUGGUAGGUUGGGGAUGCCAGUUGUACCGCCGUGCGUAUUGGAGUUUAAGAAGAGGAUUCCGGAAGUGGAGCUCAGGCGCAUGAUGCAGGGGUAUGCUGAGAAGCAUUGAUGUCUUGAUGGGUCAGGGAGAGAACGAAGAAUCAAUUGGUUCCCAACGAAUCACCAAUAUUGGUGCAUCCCUGCAGGACAGUAUGUUUAAUUUUGGCCGAGCUGAUUCUGAAUUGUGCAUCAUGUAGUUCCUAUCUCCAAGUAGCUACCCUUUAAUUUGUUGCAGAGCCUGGUAGCCAUUUUCGAG